AUGCCAUAUAUCAAAAGUCCACCGCAAUAUCCGACCGCAAAUUUGAAAAAAUGGUGGGUCGAAAUUUCGUUCCAUGAAAUGCGAAUCUACGAUAGGAAAGAUGUUUUAAAGCGUGAAACGCGCGAAACAAGAUCGCGUUUCGUUCGAGCGUUGAUAAAAUACGGCAAGCUAUACUGUAAGUACACGAAGCUGGCGGGUUUCAAAUAUUUCACGGAAUCCAGUACGACGUGGUUCGACAGAACGGUUUGGUUUCUGCUGUACGCGUUCAUGGUGCCCACUAUGGUUUACACGGUUUAUUACAGUUACGUGGAAUUCAUGAAAAAUCCUGUGAUGACCAGCGUGGAAACGGAAUUUUUUCCGACGUACAAAUUAAAUUUUCCAGGUAACUGA
Molecule: messenger RNA, 390 nt
Organism: Megachile rotundata (alfalfa leafcutting bee)
Lineage: Eukaryota; Metazoa; Arthropoda; Insecta; Hymenoptera; Megachilidae
Source: RefSeq, a predicted model, not a curated record